CGGGGAAUCGCCUGCACGCGGCCCUCCAGACGGCAGAGGGCCACCUGGGCGAGAGGAGCCGCGUCAGUAGGCGUCAUGAAGCUCUUUAGUGCGAGUCUCCUGUGCUUCCUCGUGUCCUGGGUGACCUGUGCCUCGGCGGGUCGCUACGAGGGGUUCCAGGUCCUCCGCGUCAGCCCAAGGAAGGACGUGGAGACGAAGCUGCUGGAGAGGAUGGAGCAGGAGGGCUAUCUGGACGUCUUCAGGAGGGGCCGCGACGGCUCUGUGGACGUGCUGGUGGACAAGGCCAAGGCGAAGUUGCUCGCUGAUUUCGGUCUCAAGAGUGACACACUGCUGAGUGACGUUGACAGGUUGGUGGAGAAUCAGAUGAGAGGGCGAGGUCAGGUCAGAUACGGAAAUGUGACCUGGGAUCGCUACAACACUCUUGAAGAAAUCUACGACUACAUGGACCACAUAGCCUCCGAGCACCCCGACGUAGCGACCGUCUUCAGUCUCGGAAAGACGUGGGAAGGAAGGGACAUCAAGGCGCUGCGGCUGACCAGGGACGGGGAUGAAGACACCAAACCCAUCGUCUUCCUGGACGCUGGUUUUCACGCCCGGGAGUGGAUAGCUCCUGCCGUGGCCUCCUACACCUUCCACUCCCUCAUGCACGAUGCCACGGGUCUGCUCUCCUCCGCCGUGUGGGUCGUCGCCCCUUCCAUGAACCCCGACGGCUAUGAGUACACUUGGACUGGUAUCGCUUAUGGCGCAAAAACGCGUUCGAACCGCACAAGUCUCUGCAAGGGGGUCGAUCCCAACAGGAAUUUCGACUUCCACUGGAUGGAGGUCGGCGCCAGCGACAACCCGUGUUCGGAGAUCUACGCCGGCCCUUCCGCUCUGUCCGAACCCGAGACGAUGGCUUUGGCAGACUACAUGGAGGCACACAGAGGCCGCGUCAAGGCCUACCUCACGCUCCACAGCUAUAGCCAGCUCUUCAUGUACCCUUUCGGACACACGCUGGACCUGCCUGGGGACUGGGAGGAACUGGACCGAGUGGCUAAGCUGGCCGUCGAAGCCCUGACAGCUGUGCACGGGACCGAAUAUGAAUAUGGGUCUUGCAGCAGCAUUCUGUAUCUCGACGCGGGUUCCUCUCGGGACUACGUCAAGGGCGUGGCAGAGGUCCCUUACGUCUACACGAUCGAGCUGAGGGACCAAGGCUACUACGGCUUCCUUCUCCCUCCUGAACAGAUCCUUCCGACGUGCGAGGAGACCUGGGAGGCCAUCCGAGUCGCCGCUAAGGAGGCUCUGGCACUGUGAAGACCCUUUUCAGAGUGACCUGUGAGUCAGAGGCCAGCGAGGUGGCACCGUUUCCCCGAAAAGGAAUUUGUUCUUUAGUCGUGUUAUUAAAAUGUUCCCUUUGCGU
Penaeus vannamei (Pacific white shrimp) is the source of this 1399-nucleotide messenger RNA. The record is from RefSeq and is a predicted model, not a curated record. NCBI's taxonomy places the organism in Eukaryota, Metazoa, Arthropoda, Malacostraca, Decapoda, Penaeidae.